AUGGCCUCCAAACCCUUACCCUUCCUUCUUCUCCUCGUCGCCUCGGCUGCGGCCUUCGACGUCAAGGAGAUCCUUGACCCCUUACCCAAUUACUCCGCCUUCACCAAGUACCUCACCGACCUGAAGCUCGUCGACGUGAUCAACAGCCGCCAGACCGUCACCGUCCUUGUCGUUGACAACAGCGCCAUCUCCCCCAUCUCAUCCCUCCCCGCCGACAAGAUCAAGACCGCCAUCUCCGCCCACAUCCUCCUCGACUACUACGACCCCUACAUCUUCGACAAAAACCUCAACAAGUCCGCCCUCCUCCCCACCCUCGCCGGCGGCUCCGUGAACUUCACCGAGCUCCCCGGCGAGCAGAUGGUGUUCGGGUGGGCCGCGCCCGGCGCUCCCCUCAACUCCAACCUGAUCAACGUCAUCGGGGCGAGGCCGUACAAUCUGUCGGUGCUCCAGAUCAGCAGCGCCAUCCUGCCGUCCGGAGCCGGGAGCGCAGCGCCGGCGACAACAAAGCCGGCCGCCGCCUCCCCGAAAGCGUCGGCUGCGCCACCGACGACGAAGCCAUCGGACGACAUCCCAGAGGCAACGGCUACAGCGAACACGACUACUCCCGCCGCCCCUGUGGCAGCUCCAAAGGCUGCUCCGACCACCCAGGCGGAGGCCCCGAAAACGAGCCCCGCCGCUCCCGCGACACCUCCAAAGUCCUCGAGCACCACCACAGCUGCCUUGGCACCGAAGUCGAGCUCCGCAACUGCCGCACCAGCUCCAACGAGCGGCGGCGCCACCCCUACCCCUUCGGCGGCUCCAAAGAGCAGCCCUGCCGCACCCGCCACGACCGCAAAGGCUCACAAAGCUAGCUCCACCACUCCGGUCGGAGCUCCGAAGGCUUCUACGCCGGCCUCCUCUGCUGCUCCAAAGGCCAGCGCCGCAUCCCCCGUCGAGGGUCCAAGUGCGAGCGCCGCGGUCGACGCUCCCAAGGGAAGCGCAGGUGCACCAGCUGCAAGUGUCGCAUCACCUUCCUCGCCCACGGCAGAUUCAGAAGGAACUUCUGGUCCGGCCGCGGAGACGACGACACCAAGCUCUUCAGCAGGGCGGGUCGUGGCAGGCGCGGCACUUGGGCUCCUCGUGGGUGCUGCUGUGCUCGGUGCCAUUUGA
Messenger RNA from Musa acuminata AAA Group (dessert banana), 1149 nucleotides. Its product is annotated as predicted GPI-anchored protein 58. The record is from RefSeq and is a predicted model, not a curated record. NCBI's taxonomy places the organism in Eukaryota, Viridiplantae, Streptophyta, Magnoliopsida, Zingiberales, Musaceae. Bases 1 to 1149 code for a protein of 382 amino acids. Gene Ontology annotation, cellular component: plasma membrane. The transcript has a single exon.